GUAUCAGAGUUCAGACAAACAUGGCGACCUCUAACACGGAAGAUCACGCGUUGGUCGCAAAAGUGGGAUUGACAAAUCUAAAGAUUGUGAUACAAUUAUUGAAAGCUAUCAACUUUAAGGAGAUAGCUACUUGCCUCUGCAGUGAAAACGGGUUGAAAGUCACGGUCGAAGACGCAAAAUGUAUGCAGGCCAGCGCGUACAUCCCGUCUGCAGUUUUCGACGAGUUCGAGUUGAAAGAGGACACGACAUUUUCACUAAGUUUAAACAUAUUGGUAGAGUGCCUUUGUAUGUUCUGGCCUACCUCGCAAGAAGACUCCGUUGCGGUGCAAAUGUUUUACAAAGGCACAGGUUAUCCUGUGAGCAUUAUCAUUGAAGAGGACGGUGUCAUAACAGACUGCUCGUUAAAAACUUUAGAAAUAGACGCAUUGUUAGACUUUCAUCUUGACCCAGAAAACGUCGUAAAUAAAGUAGUGUUGCAAACAGAAUUAUUGAAGGACAUCGUGGCCGAGUUAGACCCAACUAGCGAACUAGUCGAGUUCCAUUUAUCGCCGAAGAAACCCUUCUUCAGAAUCAGCACGGAAGGUCUAGGCGGUAUUUGUCACGUCGACUUGCCGCACGACAGCGAUCUAAUAGACACGUUUCAGUGUACGUCUACGACAACGUCCAGUUUCAAAUUAACGCACAUUAAACCGGCGAUGAAAGCGUUAUCGUGCGCUAACAAAGUCUCCAUAAGAAUCAAUAACACCGGCCUGAUGAGUUUUCAGUAUAUGAUUAAAACCGAAUGUGGACAGACAUGUUACAUGGAAUAUUAUAUUUCUCCAUUAAUUGAUAUGGACGUUUAAAUGGCGAUGAACGGUUAAACUGUGAUACGGACGUAUCAAGCAAGAGGUAAAAUAUGUCACGAUGUGCGUAUUUACGUUCCAAAGGUACUUAAUAAAUAUAAUUUAAUAUAUUUUUUUACUCAAUAAAUUAAUAAUUAUUACAUUGCCACGAUGUGCUCAUAUCUCUAUCUCGCUCUACGUAUAAAACAUUAAUUUUCACAUUAAACACUUUAUUUAAUAAGCACCCAAACAUA
Molecule: messenger RNA, 1075 nt
Organism: Vollenhovia emeryi
Lineage: Eukaryota; Metazoa; Arthropoda; Insecta; Hymenoptera; Formicidae
Product: cell cycle checkpoint protein RAD1-like
Exons: 5
Coding region: 21-842 (273 amino acids)
Biological process (GO): DNA damage checkpoint signaling; DNA repair
Cellular component (GO): checkpoint clamp complex; nucleus
Molecular function (GO): 3'-5' exonuclease activity
Source: RefSeq, a predicted model, not a curated record